Molecule: messenger RNA, 1749 nt
Organism: Morus notabilis
Lineage: Eukaryota; Viridiplantae; Streptophyta; Magnoliopsida; Rosales; Moraceae
Product: enhanced ethylene response protein 5
Exons: 12
Coding region: 134-1375 (413 amino acids)
Biological process (GO): post-transcriptional tethering of RNA polymerase II gene DNA at nuclear periphery; poly(A)+ mRNA export from nucleus; transcription elongation by RNA polymerase II
Cellular component (GO): transcription export complex 2
Molecular function (GO): double-stranded DNA binding; RNA binding
Source: RefSeq, a predicted model, not a curated record
AAAUUGAACGUCGUUUUGACCAUCAGAAGAAACGACGCCAUUUAUUUUCCCUCUAACUCUUGCCACGAAGACUGAAACAGCAGGCAUAACAUUUCGGUGAAGCUCCGAAGACUGAGGAACAGAAAUUAGUAGAAUGGCGCACGUUAGCAUGGGGGAGGCGCACCGUAGAAUCGCGGACUACCUGAACCGUUUCGCCGACGCCGUUUCGUACCAGGACGGAGCAUCUCUGAAGAAACUCCUCUCUCUCUCCUCCAACUCUUCCUCUCUCCUCUCCCUCGCCGACGCCCUCGCCGUCUUCCACGACUCCAAUCGCCUGAUCAAGCAAUCCGACAAAUUCUCUCACCUCGCUGAGAUUCUCCUCCCUCUCUUCCGCGCUCUCCACAGCUACCGCAUCGGAAACCUCGUCGACUCCUACCAAUCAUAUGAGAAAUCGGCCAAUGCUUUUAUUCAGGAGUUUCGGAAUUGGGAUUCGGCGUGGGCUUUGGAGGCCUUGUAUGUCGUUGCUUAUGAAAUUAGGAUUCUCGCGGAGAAUGCUGAUAGGGAAUUGGCUUCAAAUGGAAAACUUCCUGAGAAAUUGAAGGCUGCUGGUUCUUUCCUCAUGAAAGUCUUUGGUGUUCUUGCUGGAAAAGGCGCAAAACGUGUUGGAGCAUUGUACGUGACUUGCCAGCUCUUUAAGAUUUACUUUAAGCUUGGUACAGUUCACCUUUGCCGCAGUGUGAUAAGAAGUAUUGAAACUGCUCGGAUAUUUGAUUUUGAGGAAUUUCCAAAAAGAGAUAAGGUCACCUACAUGUAUUAUACAGGCCGUCUGGAAGUUUUCAAUGAAAAUUUCCCUGCUGCUGAUCACAAAUUAUCAUAUGCUUUGAAGCAUUGCAAUCGCCAAAGUGAAGCAAAUAUUAGGAUGAUAUUGAAAUACCUCAUACCAGUAAAGCUUUCAAUAGGCAUCUUACCGAAGGAUUGGUUUUUGGAGAAGUACAACUUGGUUGAGUAUAGAAAUGUUGUACAAGCUCUAAAAAGAGGUGAUCUCCGUCUCCUUAGACAUGCCCUACAAGAGCAUGAAGACCGGUUCUUAAGAUCAGGUGUAUAUCUCGUCCUAGAGAAGCUCGAACUCCAAGUCUACCAAAGACUGAUGAAGAAAAUUUACAUAAUUCAAAAGCAAAAGGAUCCAAACAAAGCCCACCAACUGAAAUUGGAAAUAAUUGUCAAAGCGUUGAAAUGGCUUGAGAUGGACAUGGAUCUCGAUGAGGUAGAGUGUAUCGUGGCGAUACUAAUAUACAAGAAUCUCGUAAAAGGCUACUUUGCUCACAAGAGCAAAGUAGUGGUUUUAAGCAAGCAAGAUCCUUUCCCUAAAUUAAAUGGAAAGCCAGUUAAUUCAUAGAAUUAUUAACAAAAAAGUAAAACUUUAGUAUUGCUAUUCAGAUGGCUUAGGCUUGGGUAGUUCCAUUAGAUGAAGCGUUUGUUUCGGAUUAGGUAAGGCGGUCAAAUCGUCCUGCGAUUUAAGGCUUCUUAUAUAGUUGAUGCAAAAAACCCAGCUUCAUUUUUGUCGUUAGUUUGAAAUUAUCAGUAUCCUUGUGUGUUUUUCUCAGAUCUGGAAUAUAUUAACUCGUGUACUCUGCAACUUCUUUUCUCGCGCAUAGAUUAUUCAAAUCAUAGUGAUUAGGGCCUGAAGGUGAAACUGGUCAAGAACAAACUUGGUGCAGCCAGUAAAUGUUAGAAGAACAAAAAUAGGGUCUGGUGGUUUGAUUGAGGAAG